Telopea speciosissima is the source of this 573-nucleotide messenger RNA. RefSeq names its product 60S ribosomal protein L6, mitochondrial-like. NCBI's taxonomy places the organism in Eukaryota, Viridiplantae, Streptophyta, Magnoliopsida, Proteales, Proteaceae. Gene Ontology annotation, cellular component: ribosome. Gene Ontology annotation, biological process: translation. Bases 133 to 438 code for a protein of 101 amino acids. The transcript has 2 exons. Gene Ontology annotation, molecular function: rRNA binding; structural constituent of ribosome. The record is from RefSeq and is a predicted model, not a curated record.
CACAUUUUCCCCAAAAACUUGAAUCCAGAUAGACGCCUAAGGCUCAAGCUAGAGGGCGGCGUGUUAUCUUCACUGCCAGUGGCCAUCUCCGGCUUCUGUUAAGAUUGAAAGUAGGUUAUUUAGAAACAGUUCAUGGAGGCCAAAUUCUUUCGCUUUCUUAAGAUCGUUGGUGUGGGUUUCAAAGCAAGAGCUGAAGCGGAAGGUCGCCUUCUGUACCUGAAAUUAGGCUACAGCCAUGAGGUUGAACUGGUGGUUCCACCAGCUGUUCGUGCGUUCUGCUUUAAGCCAAACAUAGUUUGUUGCACUGGAAUAGACAAACAAAGAGUGCACCAGUUUGCUGCCUCUGUUCGCAGUUGUAAACCUCCUGAAGUUUACAAGGGCAAAGGUAUAAUGUAUAUUGAUGAAGUUAUAAAGAAAAAGCAAGGAAAGAAAAAAUAAUUGCGCGACUGAAAAGGGGAUUGUGUUGGCCGCGGUGGUAGUUUCCCAUCAUCUCUGUUGUUGGAACUGGUUUUUCCUCCCUGCUUUAAAGAAUUUUGAAUUAUUUGAAAAUAUUGCAAGAAAGUUUGAGCAUCU